Molecule: messenger RNA, 702 nt
Organism: Aspergillus puulaauensis
Lineage: Eukaryota; Fungi; Ascomycota; Eurotiomycetes; Eurotiales; Aspergillaceae
Product: putative pathogenesis associated protein Pep2
Exons: 2
Coding region: 1-702 (233 amino acids)
Source: RefSeq, a predicted model, not a curated record
AUGCUAGAUCUCCAUACACUGCCAGAGGGCACACGCCCUGAGAACGCCAUCCACAACAACGGCCCCGACAAUCUCGUUCUCGAGCGCGCAAAGCUGCGUGAACUUGCCGAGGGAUGGCCUUGUUACCGUGACGCCUCCGAGUGGGCAAACUUCGAAUCAAUAUUCCACCCCAACGCCUUCGUCUACACCACCUGGUCCGGCCGGGUCAGCUACAAGGACUUCAUCGCUGCGUCCAAGGCCGGAAUGGAUAAAGGGGCGUUUAUCAUGCACAGAUGCCACGGGGUUACUAGCGAUAUCACCCCCGACGCAACCCGUGCCGUGACGAAGAUGAAGGCGACCAUUACGCAGCGCUUCAACAUUGAAGGUGCUGAAGUCGAUGCAGAGGCAGACUGCCGCUUCUGCUUUUUCUUUGAAAAGGCAGAUGGUAAAUGGGGAGCGCGGUUUGUGAGACAUUGGUAUGAGAAGGAUAAAUUAAUUCCGGUUGUUCCUGGGCGGUUUCCCAGUAUCGAUGUUGAGAAGUUGAAUUCGUAUCCUGAGGGAUAUAAAUGUUUGGCAUAUUGCCAGGAGGCGACCAUGGGAGUGACGGUCCUGAGGGAUAUGCCUGGACAUAGAAGGCAUGUUGGGACGGUGAAUGGGGAGAAGCAUGAUCUGUUGUAUAGACUGGCGAAAGACUGGCUGGACGGGAAGGAGAUUGAUGUCUAG